Messenger RNA from Hypoxylon fragiforme, 3876 nucleotides. Its product is annotated as Fusaric acid resistance protein-like-domain-containing protein. NCBI's taxonomy places the organism in Eukaryota, Fungi, Ascomycota, Sordariomycetes, Xylariales, Hypoxylaceae. The transcript is spliced from 3 exons. Bases 260 to 3619 code for a protein of 1119 amino acids. The record is from RefSeq and is a predicted model, not a curated record.
CAUCAACUGACCAAUAUCCACAUUCUUCUUAGACUCUCUUCCUUGUGACCUUUCUUUUUUCUCUUUUGGGAUACAUGUAAUCGACUAAUAGACCCGAUAAUUGCUUACUUGCUUCCAAGGCUGACACUAUUAUCACUUCUUCAACACACCACACCUCUCACCUCUCACUUCGUUGGCGAUGCCGCAACUGGCCUAGGAAAACCGUGCGGGACGAAAGCGAAAGAAGAAGAAGAGGGCCAUCAUCGACUAUAACAACGCUAUGACCAGCGAUAGCGUAAAUAAUAAUUCGACAGCUGGUGGAGCUUCGAGACCGUUUCGACCCGCUAGAGUUGCCGCGAGGACCAAACUACGCAAUGGCACCUGGAUCAUACCCGGUACUGGCGAACGCACUCGUCGCCAGUUCACCCUUCGCUUCCCUCACCUUGACGGUCCCGGAGACGAUGACAACAUGCGAUCCCUCGCAGAAGGCGAAACGGUGAAGGAAAAGUUUCGGAAUAUGUGGCACAAUACUCUUGUGGCCGCUGCUAGCUUGUGGGCAUGGACGAACUCUCCCAAAGGACGAGGCACUAUCAAGUGCUCCAUCGCGUACCUGCUAGCCAGCAUGGGCACCUUCUGGCCGCCUGCUGCAAAUUUCCUCGGUCAGCUAGAUGGGAAACAUAUUGUAGCUACAAUAUCUGUUUAUUUCCAUCCGGCAAGGUCGGCAGGAUCGCAAAUUGAGGCUGUUACUAUUGCUAUUAUUGCCGUAUGCUACGCCAUGUUCAUUGGCACCAUGUCUAUGGCUACUUCGGUGCUUUUCGGCUCCGUGUUGGAGAUGGUAGAACUCUCGUAUGUCUUGGUUCUAGUCAUAUUCAUCGGCGGCGGCUUGGGAUUCGUCGGAUGGGUCAAGCAAAAACUUAAUAAUCCUUUAGUGAGUGUUGGUGCCAGUAUAGCAUCCAUUGGCAUCAUCACCAUUAUAACAAAGGAGAAUUCGGUUCACACUGGUGUUUUCACCAACCAGAAGAUCAUUCAAUCAUUGAAGAUCUUGCUCAUGGCUACUACGAUUUCAACCUUGGUCAACUUGACCAUUUGGCCCGUUUCUGCUAGACUAGCGCUCCGCAAGUCUAUGCGCAAUGCGUCCACUUCACUCGGCGAUAUGCUAUCCUUGAUCGCGAGUGGCUUUUUGAGCGGCGUUGAGGAGGAUUUUACUUCAAACGCUUUCACUAAAGCUUCGACUGCCUAUACCUCGAACCUCACUCAGAUGAACAAAAACGCACGCGAGUCUAAGUAUGAGUAUUAUUUCCUAGGACAGGAAAAAAUAUAUAGACACGAUAAAGCUGUUGUAAAGACUAUGGAGAACCUAGCCCAGUCAAUAGGUGGAUUGAGAAGUGCGGCUAAUACCCAAUUUGAGCUACUCAAGGAAGUGGCUAAUGGACCUCCGUCUGCCCAUUCAGCUGUCUCUCCUACCAAUGUAUUUUCUCCCGUGUUUAGUCGAUCUCUAUCUGCAACACUCAAGAGCGGCAGCACCAGGUUUGGCUCCCUUGGUGCUAUUGAUGAGGCUCCUGACGAGCGGAGUGAUCCUGACGAUCCACAGUCGCAUGAGGCGGACAUAACAUCCGCUAUGCUGGCUUCUUCUGGUACGUCAUUAAGAACGCCUUCUGAUAUAUUCGAACUGUUCAUCGUCCGUCUUGGGCCUUCUAUGAAGUCACUAGUUCAUACAAUGGCCGAGAUGCUCAAAGAACCCCCCUUUGGUGACCCUGGCUCUCCUAUCAUGAUCAACGAGAAUUUCAAGCAUAGCUUAGGGGAUGCCAUCAGUUUAUAUAAUCAGGCUAGAGGAAAUGCGCUAGAAGAGAUCUACAAGACCAUCGAGCUAGGCAGGAAUAGAUCCGAGUCCGUUCAAGCGGACUUCGAGGAAGUGGCGGCGGCGUGUGGGCAUUUCACUUUUAGUCUCCUUAGCUUUGCCGAUGAGAUGCAGGUAUACUUGGAUACGCUAGAAGACUUGAGGGAUGCCACCGAACAAAAGAAGCGAACCUGGAAGUGGCUUAUGUUUUGGAAGCACAUCAAGACUUCGAAACGGAAGAAGGAUGAUCCAGAGCAACUCACUCUCAUCGAGCCCGUCAAGCGAAUGAGACAGUCUAAACUUCCCCAAGGUAUUCCCGCUGCUAUUAAGAACCGGCGUGGUACCGUUACUUGGGAUGCGGCACCGCAGGGCGAGAGUAUAUGGGAUCAUUGUGUUCGGUUUGCCUCGCGGAAUCUCUUGAAAUUCUUCACGUUCCUCUCACGAGAUGACAUCAAGUUUGGCCUCAAGGUUGGCAUUGGCGCUGCUCUUUACGCCAUGUUUGCCUUCAUCCCUGAAACACGACCUGUAUAUGCGCAUUGGCGAGGCGAAUGGGGACUUUUGUCCUUCAUGAUCGUUUGCUCGAUGACCGUGGGCGCGUCCAACGCUACUGGCAUGGCUCGGUUCACGGGUACCAUUUUGGGUGCUGCCUUUGUUUUGGUCAACUGGUGGAUAUCGGAUGGCAACCCUUACGCUCUCGCCUUUUUGGGAUGGGUCGUCGCCUUUGGUGCCUUCUAUAUCAUGAUCAGUCGUGGUAAUGCGCCGUUCGGUCGCUUCAUAUUACUAAGCUACAACGUGUCGUCAUUAUACGCAUACUCACUCACUCAACAAGUCGACGACGAUGACGACGACGAGGGUGGGAUUCAUCCUAUAAUCAGCUCGAUUGCGUAUCAUAGAGUUGUCGCCGUGUCCGUAGGUAUCGUUUGGGGUCUCAUAAUAUGUCGCCUCAUCUGGCCUAUGCCCGCCCGGCGCAAGUUUAAGGAGGGACUGGCCGUGCUCUACCUCCAAAUGGGUCUCAUUUGGAAGCGAGGUCCAUUGGCUAUCCUUCUACGCACUACCAAAGCCACAAAUAGUUACAUGAAGAUGGGAGAACAGGCGGCGAUGCAACGGUACGCAACUCAACUACAGACGCUUCGCGCGGCCGCGAAUAAUGAGUACGAGCUGCGGGGCCCCUUUCCCUUUGAGGCGUAUGGGCGAAUUAUGACAUCAACACAACGGGCACUCGACGCGUUCCACGCUAUGAGCCUCGUGACGCAGAAACACGGACGCCUCAGCCCCGGUGAGAAGGCGCUGCUGUAUUACACAGCUGAGGAGCGGCAGCAGCUCUGCGCGCGUAUCUGCCACGUAUUCCAGGUUCUAGCAUCCAGCGUCAUGCUCGAGUACCCUCUGACCGACGCUAUCCCGAGUGUUAUGGUCAUCCGGGAUAAGCUACUUGGCAAGAUUUUCCGAUUCAGAAAGGAGCACAGCGGCGGUGUUGGAUUUGGCGGGUCCGGUUACUUCAACGAGGGGAGUCGGUCGAACUCGGUUGUGGAUGAGGCAGGUAGGGAACCGUCUACGCCUACUUCGAGCCACGGAUUUGGGAACGGGAACGGCAGCGCAAGUGCAGACGCAAACGCGAGUCCUGGCGGGGAUGGAAGUACUAAAUUGCCGAAACUGGGCGACGUCACGGUGGAGGAGCCGGACUACGCGCUCUUGUACGCGUACGCAUUGGUCACGGGCCAGCUCGCGAAUGAGUUGAAGGUGGUGGAGAAGGAAAUUGAAGCCUUGUACGGACGACUUGAUGAAGAUGCGAUGUUGUUGCAGUAAGUCACGUUUUUGGCGGUGGACGUGUGCCCGGCUCGGUCGGGAUAUACAUAUACUUAUAUACACACCUAUAUAUAUAUUAUGAAGCAUCCUUAGCGAAAACAUAGUUAGUCUUCUGGGAUCAGACUUGGAUGGACGUAAGUUUAGGCUUGGUCUCUCUAUAUAUUUUUUUAGGGGUUGGAGGUCUGUUUUUCUUUUUCGUAUCCAAGCAUUAAAAUAUCCAUCUAUACUGGUUUGAAGGGAGAUUAGUCAUAUGUGGG